Messenger RNA from Lagenorhynchus albirostris (white-beaked dolphin), 3197 nucleotides. It is a transcript of the gene SMAD1, whose product is annotated as SMAD family member 1. Bases 573 to 1970 code for a protein of 465 amino acids. The record is from RefSeq and is a predicted model, not a curated record. NCBI's taxonomy places the organism in Eukaryota, Metazoa, Chordata, Mammalia, Artiodactyla, Delphinidae. The transcript is spliced from 8 exons. Gene Ontology annotation, biological process: transforming growth factor beta receptor signaling pathway; BMP signaling pathway; regulation of transcription by RNA polymerase II. Gene Ontology annotation, cellular component: heteromeric SMAD protein complex. Gene Ontology annotation, molecular function: I-SMAD binding; DNA-binding transcription factor activity, RNA polymerase II-specific; RNA polymerase II cis-regulatory region sequence-specific DNA binding.
GUGGAGGCUGGGCGGCUCCGACUCCCUGACGCCAGCGCGACCAGAUCAAUCCAGGCUCCGGGAGCGAGCGAGCGAGCGAGUGUGCGAGCGGGCGGGCGGGCGGGCGGGCGGGAGGAGGAAGGAGAGGCCGAGCCGCUGAGCCCGGGCCGAGGCGCGGGGAGGGACCCUGCGAGCGCAGCGCCCGGCCGGCCGGACCGGGGCCGCGGGGGACCCCGCUCGCCCGGUCAACUCGUGCGCCCGCGUGGACAGGCGCGCAGCCAACCCGAUACCUGGGUUAUGUGGAACAUGGAUGAUCUUGAACACAGAUCAAACGCAUCUGAGGAUACUGCUUCCCUUGUAGCUGUUUCUGCGGCUGUUUUCUCUCAUCACCCUCAUACCACCGGGCCUGCUGGAGGUGCUGACUUUGGGUUACUUUUGAAAACACUAAGAAUGGUGAUUUCUACUUUUCAGGACCUCAGCACGAAGAAGCUAAGGAGAAUCCUAUGUAAAUAAAGUGAAACCUCUUCUGCUCUCCUUUCACAUUUGGGGACGUCUUUCUUUCUCCAUCCACAAGGAGUGUACGUGGUGCCAUCAUGAACGUGACAAGUUUGUUUUCCUUCACAAGUCCAGCUGUGAAGAGACUGCUUGGGUGGAAACAGGGUGAUGAAGAAGAAAAAUGGGCAGAGAAAGCUGUUGACGCUUUGGUGAAAAAACUGAAGAAAAAGAAAGGUGCCAUGGAGGAACUGGAAAAGGCCUUGAGCUGUCCGGGGCAGCCCAGUAACUGUGUCACCAUUCCCCGCUCCCUGGACGGCAGGCUGCAAGUUUCCCACCGGAAGGGGCUGCCUCACGUCAUUUACUGCCGUGUGUGGCGCUGGCCCGACCUUCAGAGCCACCAUGAACUAAAACCACUGGAAUGCUGUGAGUUUCCUUUUGGUUCCAAGCAGAAGGAGGUGUGCAUCAAUCCCUACCACUAUAAGCGAGUAGAAAGCCCUGUUCUUCCUCCAGUACUGGUUCCAAGACACAGUGAAUAUAAUCCUCAGCACAGCCUCUUAGCUCAGUUCCGGAACUUAGGACAAAAUGAGCCUCACAUGCCACUCAACGCCACUUUCCCGGAUUCUUUCCAGCAACCCAGCAGCCAUCCGUUUCCUCAUUCUCCCAAUAGCAGUUACCCAAACUCUCCUGGGAGCAGCAGUAGCACCUACCCUCACUCUCCGACCAGCUCAGACCCAGGAAGCCCCUUUCAGAUGCCAGCCGAUACACCUCCACCUGCUUAUCUGCCUCCUGAAGAUCCCAUAACCCAGGAUGGCUCUCAGCCCAUGGACACAAAUAUAAUGGCGCCUUCACUGCCCUCAGAAGUCAACAGAGGAGAUGUUCAAGCAGUUGCUUACGAGGAACCAAAACACUGGUGCUCUAUUGUCUACUACGAGCUCAAUAAUCGUGUGGGCGAAGCUUUCCAUGCCUCCUCCACGAGUGUGCUGGUGGAUGGCUUCACCGAUCCUUCCAACAACAAGAACCGUUUCUGCCUUGGGCUGCUCUCCAACGUCAACCGGAAUUCCACUAUCGAAAACACUAGGCGACACAUCGGGAAAGGAGUUCAUCUUUAUUAUGUCGGAGGCGAGGUAUAUGCUGAAUGCCUCAGUGACAGUAGUAUCUUUGUGCAGAGUCGGAACUGCAACUACCACCAUGGAUUUCAUCCCACUACUGUUUGCAAGAUCCCUAGUGGGUGUAGUUUGAAAAUUUUUAACAACCAAGAAUUUGCUCAGUUACUGGCACAGUCUGUGAACCAUGGCUUCGAGACAGUCUAUGAGCUCACAAAAAUGUGUACUAUUCGCAUGAGCUUUGUGAAGGGUUGGGGAGCAGAAUACCACCGCCAGGAUGUUACUAGCACCCCCUGCUGGAUUGAGAUCCAUCUGCAUGGCCCCCUCCAGUGGCUGGAUAAAGUUCUUACCCAGAUGGGUUCACCUCAUAAUCCUAUUUCAUCUGUGUCUUAAAACGGCCUCGGGCUUCUGCCUCUUGAAAACUAUUGAGCCUUGCAUGUACUUGAAGGAUGGAUGAGUCAGACACCAUCUGAACUGACAAAGGAGCCUUGAUAAUACUUGACCUCUGUGACCAACUGUUGGAUUCAGAAAUUUAAAAACCUGGGUAACAUACUGUUGAUAUAAGAACCUGUUUAGUUUACAUUGUAACAUUCUAUUGUAAAAUCAACUAAAAUGCCUACUUUUAGCAGGACUUCGUGUAUAGUUAAAGGAGAGAUGGCCAAGCCAGGGACAAAUCAUCUAUUGGAAAAACGGUCCUAAGAGAUUCUGUUGUGUUUGGCACUUUAAGGUCAUCGUUUGGCAGAAGCUGAGCAUUAAUAGUCUUUCUGACGUGUGUUUUUAUCAGGUUUAGAGCCCAUGUGGAGUCUUCUCACAUGGGUUUUCAUAAUAUUUUAAAACUAUUUGUUUAGUAAUGGUUUUUGUUUGUUCGUUUUUUUAAGUAAAGGUUAAUCUUGGUGAUAUACAUAGUAAUCUUUCUAAAAUUGUAUGCUGACCAUAAUGCUGUCAGAAUAAUGUUAGGCAUAUGCUCUUUGCUAAAUAUAUAUGUACAGAAUAUUUGGAAGUUAAGAAUUGAUUAGACUAGUGGAUUUAGGAGUAUUGGAGGGGGCGGGGGGAGAGGGAAAUGACAAAUGUAGAAUAUACUGUAAAAAUUCAGUUUGUUGCUUUAAAGAAACAAACUGAUGUCUGAAUUUUGCUGUGUUUCAAUUUUUUAGAGAUUUUAUCCUACCUUUUUUUUUUUCAUCUUCUGUCCCAUCCUCUCCAAAAAACAGUUAUGCAGCUGGUUAAUUCAUAUAACUGUGAGAGCAAAUGAAUAAUUCCUACUAUUCUGAAAUUGACUGCCUGUAUGUUUCAGUACCAAUUGUAUGGAGUGCUUGAAUUUAAUAAGGAGUUUUUAUGGAGUUUACAAUACAGAAAUAGGCUUUAAUUUUCAAGUGAAUUGUUUGCCAAACCUAGUAACUCUGUUAAAUAUUUGGAGGAUUUAAGGAACAUCUCAGUUUAAAUCCAUUUCAAACUUUUUAAGUUUUUUUGUACUGUGUUUGGUUUUAUUUUUCUUCUGCUAAUCUUUUAUAUUCACUUACGCUCUCGUACAUUGAGUACUUUUAUUCCAAAACUAGUGGGUUUUCUCUACUGGAAAUUUUAAAUAAACCUGUCAUUAUUGCUUACUUUGAUUAAAAAUUUGUU